AUGACAAAUCUCCUCGCUCAUUGCUGGAAUGGCGGGCGAACUCAAACGUCAGAACGUUUCAUUUAUGUUAAUAAGCCGCUACCAACAAAUUUCACAGAUAGCAACGGACGUCCGACACAGAAAUUCGUUAGUAACAAAGUUACUACCUCAAAAUAUACCUUGUUUACAUUUAUACCAAAGAACUUGUAUGAACAGUUUCGUCGUGUAGCAAACUUCUUUUUCCUGUUGAUUGCAGUAUUACAAUUUUUUCCAGAAUUUGUUACGAUAUACCCAUUAGUUGCGGCCUUGCCUAUGAUUAUUAUCACUAGCAUAACAGCAUUCAAGGAUGGGUUUGAGGAUUUCAAGCGUCAUGUUACCGACAAAACUCUAAAUAACCGGACGACUCAGACACUCGGCAACUGGAAGAACGUAAACAGCGACUCUAGCGAGACUUUGUUUGGUUCUAUUAAAAAAUGUUUUGGUCUUGGUAAAACAGUUAGUGAUGGAGAAAGAGGGUCCCCUGAGUGGAAAGACACAUUAUGGAAAGACGUGCAAGUCGGAGAUUUUCUCAGGUUAAAAGACGGCGACUUUAUCCCAGCAGAUUUAAUUAUCCUAUCUACGUCCGACUCAAAUUCUCUCUGCUAUGUAGAGACAAAGAAUCUGGAUGGUGAAACUAAUUUAAAAAUACGGCAGGCUGUGCCAGAGACAUGUGAUCUGCAAACACCAAAAGACUGCGCAGAGAUCAAGUUUCACGUUAAGUGUGAGGCUCCGAAGGCUGAUCUGAUCAAUCACAAUGCAACACUAAUAUGGUCUGCUGAACGUGAUGAAACACCUAUCAAUUUAAACACAAUGCUAUUGAGGGGUUGUGUGUUAAAGAAUACAGAGUGGGUUAUCGGCUUAGUGAUAUUUACUGGCAAAGACACAAAACUGGCCCUGAAUUCAGGGGAGACUCCUUCUAAGCGAAGUCAGAUCGAGAAACAGAUGAACAUACAAGUUUUGGUUAAUCUAAUAAUCGUUGCGAUAAUGUGUAUUGUAUGUGCCAUUGGAACGAAGGUCUGGGAACAAUAUUAUGCCGACCGUGGUGAUGCUGCUCCAUUUUUAGCCAAAGAAAACUCUAGUUCCAGAGAGGCUGUGAUCUCUUUCUGGAAUGGGUUGAUCACAUUCCAAAAUAUAGUACCGAUAUCUUUAUAUUUAUCUAUAGAGUUCAUAAAGUCAGUUCAAGCGUACUUCAUCUAUGCAGAUGACGAAAUGACGUACCAAGGGACAUCUACGAUUCCCAAAAACUGGAAUUUAUCGGAUGAUUUAGGUCAAGUCGAGUACAUUUUCUCAGACAAGACAGGAACGUUAACUAAAAACGUAAUGGAAUUCCGCAAGUGCUCAAUAAACGACAAAAUAUACGCUGGAGAUCCAAUCGACGACAGUCAAUCAACCGCGGAUCCGGUGUCAUCUAGCAGCAGUCAGGUCCAUUCGGAACCGUCAUCAACCGAUAACUCGACAAACAAGAAAAGGGAUUCCAAAAAUUCUAAAAAAAUUAACAAGAAACCAGAGACCAGACACUUUGGAGACAAAAAUCUUAUCGCAGACCUAAACUCUGGUCAUUCAGAACACACAAGCAUGAUCAAUGAAUUCUUCACGCUCUUAGCAAUAUGUCAUACUGUCUUAGUCACCACUAAUAAAGAAGGAGAACAGCAGUACAAAGCGCAGUCCCCAGAUGAAGCAGCCCUCGUAAAAGCUGCAAAAGAUGUAGGUUAUACCUUUAAAGCACGCGAUACGAAUAGUAUUACUAUUGUCACCCCAGACGGAGAAAAACAAUUCGAGUUGCUUAACGUUUUGGAGUUUAACAGCACUCGUAAAAGAAUGAGCAUAAUUGUACGAGAGCCCCAGAGUGGCAAAAUAAAGUUGUAUUGUAAAGGUGCGGACAGUAUAAUAUUUGACCGGCUUAAGUUGGGUCAGGAUUACAUGGUUACAGGAGAACAUCUUCAAGAAUUUGCCAAUGAAGGUCUUCGAACAUUGUGUCUUGCCGUGAGGGAUAUUGAUGCUUCAUAUUAUGAAGAAUGGAAUGCAGACUAUAAAGAAGCCAUCGUUGCUACAACUAAUCGUGACUCUCGCGUUGCGGUCGUUUCUGACCGAAUAGAAAGAGAUCUAGUUCUACUUGGCGCGACAGCAAUAGAGGAUCGUCUUCAAGAUGGUGUACCCGAAUGUAUUGCCACUCUGAAGCGUGCAGGAAUAAAGAUAUGGGUGCUGACAGGCGACAAAUUAGAGACAGCAAUUAGUAUUGGAUUCGCCACCUGUCUCUUAAACCAUGACAUGAAUUUACUUGUUAUUCGUGAAGGAUCACGUGGUAGACCGAACGAUAUAGGUAUAUAUGAACAGCUACGUAGUGCAGCAGAAUUUUUCAAAGAUGAUCCUGAAAUACAGAAAGCCUUGGAAGAAAUGGAAGUUCCAGCAUCAACCGAAUCUACCGGUACACCGCGUCCAUCUCUGUCAAAUUUCCGUUCUAUGAGUAUGGGGGCAGAUUCACUCUUCUCCAUGCCUACUAGUCCGCGUAAUGGUGGAUAUGCUCUUGUAAUCGAUGGGGUUGCACUGAAGCACGCAUUAGAGAAGUGGAGACCCUUAUUAUUAAACUUGGCGUGCAAAUGUAAAGGAGUCAUAUGUUGUCGAGUAUCUCCUUUACAGAAAGCCGAGGUAGUGAAUUUGGUGAAGCACGGUAAGGAUGUCUUGACCUGUGCUAUCGGAGAUGGAGCAAAUGAUGUCAGUAUGAUACAGGCUGCUCAUGUGGGAAUUGGCGUUGUUGGUGAAGAGGGUCUACAAGCUGUUAUGUCAUCUGACUACGCGAUAGCACAAUUUCGUUUCCUCACUCGAUUAUUACUCGUACACGGACACUACGCAUACAUCAGGAACUCUUCGAUGAUUGUAAACUUCUUCUAUAAGAACAUGAUAGGCGUCGGGGUACUCUUCUGGUUUCAAUUCUUUUGCGGAUAUACAACAACAACAAUAUUCGAAUUCACGUACAUCCUGUUUUGGAAUCUGUUUUUCACCUCGACUCCAGUAUUUGCGAUCGGUAUAUUUGAUCGUGAUGUUCCCGAUAGAGUUGCUGUUCAAGUGCCCGAGUUAUAUAGAUGGGGAAUGGAGGAGAGAUCCUUCACGUUGGCUAGAUUCAUCAUGUAUAUGCUUGACAGUAUAUAUCAGUCAUUGGUAUGCUUCUUUGUGCCAUACUUUGCCUAUCGAUUAGGCAGUGUAAAUACUUAUGGUCGUCAACCUGACCUUUUGGAGAUGGGUACGACAAUGGCAGUUGCAUGUGUUACCCAGGCUAAUUUAUUCGUAGGGUUCAAUUUUAAGAAUUGGACUGUGGUUCAUCAUAUUGCAGUAUGGGGAUCCAUUGCUCUGAUGUAUGUGUAUGUUGCGAUAUAUACUCUUCUACCAAUCUCAUUAGUGUAUGGAUAUGAUCUAGUUGUAUACGGAGGGGCAACAUUUUGGGCUUGCAUAGCGCUGAUAAUAGUCAUAGCGUUCCUUCCUCGAUACGUCUACAGAUACUAUCAAAGGACAUAUUAUCCAAGAGAUGUGGACAUUAUCAGGGAAAUGGUCAAGAAGUCACCGAAUCAUGACUUUACGCAUGAUGAACGAGUGAACCCGACUCUCAAGAUGUCCAGAAUCCCGACAUCUGAUACAAUAAUAUCGUCUCAACGACCACCACAAUCUGACAGUACAACAUUUACACCUCGCCCCAGUUUUACAACUGAUCGUACGAUGCAGAAUCAGUCGCGAACACCAGAUUCUGCCAUGCAAUCCGAAUUUCUCGUACAGGAGUUACAGGAAGGAUGUAUAAUGGCCAAUAUGCAGACGGGAGAAGUAAUUCCAAUGCGUGGCUACGCAUUUGCACAGGAAGCUGGCACCGGACGCAUGAUCAUGGGUACAUUACGGCGUAGGAAAACUAAUCCAGCAUUGGCUACUGCUGCUCGAAAAAACAUGGCUAAGCCAAGUCCAUUGCGACGUAACAGUUUGCCUACUGUUAGAGCAUCGAAGGAUAUGACUAAUGUUAGAGCAUCGAGUGAUAUGUCAGAUCUUUUAGAUGGUGAGAAAAUACGGAUGGUGACGUUUACAGAGUCUGCAACAAGUAGUACUACCGCGACUGCGUACUCGUCACGUAGACAAAGUGAACUGGCGAGUGAAUCAAUAACCUUGGAACAAUUAUCUGGUGCUCAAUCCGAAACGGCUGGUGGCACGGAACGGAGUGGAGUAGUUAAUAAUAAUAAUGGUAUUGAAGCUAGAGUUCUUAAUAGGGUUGUUGAAAAUGUAAGUAGUGAAGAUAAUGUGCUUAUCGAGGUGGUUGAUAGUACUAGCAAUGACGAUAGUGUUUCUAGCCGAACAAUUGAUGACGUAAAUAAUGCUGACAACCGAGAGUCUGAUGUGUAA
Molecule: messenger RNA, 4392 nt
Organism: Paraglomus occultum
Lineage: Eukaryota; Fungi; Glomeromycota; Glomeromycetes; Paraglomerales; Paraglomeraceae
Source: the annotation of a GenBank genome assembly